UUCUUUAUCGUUAUUUAUAUAAAGUUAGUUUCAUUUUUAAACUGAAGUAAUAUUCUAGUAAGCUUAAAUAUAAGGUUAUAGUCUAACCUGUUGAAAUGGUUGUAAAAUAUAAAGCAAAGACAGACUUGCAAUUUACAAGUAAUAAAAAUCUUCUCAAACACCAACGUAAUGAUCCUGAUCUAAAACAUCUAUUCAAGGUGAUGCUUAUUGGGGAUAGUGGUGUUGGAAAAACUUGUGUGUUAAUUCGUUUCAAAGAUGGUGCCUUUUUAAGUGGAAGUUUUAUAUCAACAGUUGGUAUUGAUUUUCGAAAUAAAACAAUCAAUGUCGAUGGCAAGAAAGUCAAGUUACAGAUCUGGGAUACUGCUGGGCAAGAGCGAUUUCGAAGUAUAACACAUGCAUACUACAGAGAUGCACAUGCACUUUUGCUGCUUUAUGAUGUUGGAAGUAGAAAAACAUAUGAUAAUACAAGGGCAUGGCUUUCUGAAAUCAAGGAGUAUGCUCCUCAUGAUGCUGUUGUAAUGUUGCUUGGAAAUAAGUGUGAUCUAACUAAAGAGAGACAAGUAAAACGAGAAGAGGGGGAAAAGUUAGCAUCUGAUUACAAUGUUCCCUUUUUGGAAACUAGUGCCAAAACUGGUAUGAAUGUAGACUUAGCAUUUGAAGCUGCAUCUAGGGAAUUAAUGCAUUUGGAAGUAAAGGGUACUGAGCAUGGUCGUUUCAAUAUUGGUCAGUAUGUGUCUGAAAAAGAACAAAAGCCUGGCUGUUGUGGUUGAAUUUAACUGGUCAGCAUUAAAGUAGAUUUAAAUGCCGUCUUCAUAUUUUUUAUGGCAUAUUUUUACAAAAGAUAAUUACGUCUUCCAAAAUUUAAAAUGACAACCAAGGUGCUUACCAAUUAUUUAUAGAGUUAAUUUAAAACAUUUUAUCAGAGAAUGGAUAAUAUUGUCCCAAUCGAAUUGCAAACUGAUUUCCACAUGAAACUGAUUUCGUUUCUAAUACACUAUAAGGAUCCUCUAUUAAUGAUCCAAUCUCUUUCAUAAAAAUACAGCUGCUUUAGUUAAAUCAAAAACAGAUCAUCUUUCAAAUUCUGUAUUUUUUUCAAUGUUACCUUUUGCUGUUGUUAAUGGAAAAUAUGUGAGGAGCAUUUUUUUUGUAGUUUGUCAUUAAAAUCUGUUUUAAUGCAGAUGUCAAAGAAUGUUUGCAAAGUGUAUGUUAAUUUGGAAUAAGAUCAAUUUAUAAUCUACAUUAAUACAAAAUUUCAGAACAUAACAUAUUGACUGGUUAGUGAAGAGUUUUGCAUUUUAUGUCACCCAGUAAAAUUAUUGAGGUUGUAUAAUAUCAAACAUUACAUAUUUUGUUGUAUAUUUUUAUCUUUUUUUUUACUUCUGAUUUUCAUAGAUUUAGAUGUCUUUAUUUUUGCGCAAUUUAAUUAUUUUUAGGUGUUGCUGUCAUGUUUUCCAUACAUUCAUACACACUUCUUUUUAAACAACAAAGGUAAAAGGAAAGGCUUCAGACAAAUUGAUUGUAAUUUUUUAAGCUCCAGUAUUGAAAAAUAUUAGACCAUUUAUUGAUAACAAAGCUAGUACACAUCAAAUAUUUAGGCUUAAGAACCUCAUCAAGCGUAUGCUGUACAAAGAGAAGUUUCAAUAUAAAUGUAUUUGUCACUUUCAACAUUAACUGCCUGCAAAAAAAAAACAAAUUAAAGAAGGAUGCUUAUGUAACUAGGCUUGUUUAAUCAAUUACAUUUUAUAAUUAUUUUCUUCUAAAUUGGAUUUCUUUGGUGCUUGGAGUGCAUUUUUUGCAUUAUUGUAGUUAGACAUUUUUGUUGUCAUCUAGGUGGUAGUUUAGCUAUUUCAACUUGUCUUAAAAAAAUGUUAAUCUUAAAAGGAAAUUUAACCUCACCCUUUUCUGAAAUAAAUAACUCUUUGUAUAUACCGCAAUAAAAUUUGUUUGUGUUUACUUGGAGUUUUUCGCAUUUGGGUUGUGAAAACAGCAUGUGGGCCAUUGGACAAUAGCUCUGUACACAUGUUUUAUUUUGGGUAAUUUUUGUUCCCAUAAAUAUUUUGAGGGGAAAAUAAAAUUCCAUGUUGCUCAUUUUAACUGGUUUUAUUUUGUAUGAAACCAUAUAAGUAUUUAUAAGGACUUAAAUAGAGACCAAAAUAGAAUUUUGAUUAUGUGAAAUGGAUGUACCGAAGUAUUAUAUUUAAUAAUUGGAGUUACGAAAAGAAAUUAUUUUUUGGUUUGGUUUUAUGAUCAGUUUAAAAGCAUUUCUUACCAAAUAAUUUUUGUAACCAGCUGACUGACAGCAAACAUUACUAUUUUUAAGUGUAGUCUUACAUCUUUCAUUUCUUUUAUUAUUUGUUAUUUUAUUUUUUUGGAAUUAAUGUUGAAUUUAUUGUAAUGAAGAUACUUUUUCUUCUGACAUAUUUUUUUAAUUUAUUUAUUACUUAAAAAGCGUUGUUAAUUAUUAUUUCAGGUAUAUUUAUCAUUAUAUUACAGAAUACUUAAAGUUCUUGAAGGAUAUACUUUUAGGGAAAUGAAUGUGUAGGGAUAAAAUUGUGUGAGACUUGCAAAAUAAUAGAAUCAGAGUAUAAGCACUUUUUUAAAAACUGUGCAGCCAGAAGAUGUUACAACAUUCUUAGUCUUAGAAUGUAAAUCCCUUACCUGUCUCAAAGAAUGCUGAACAAUGUCAAACAUCAAUUCCGCAUUCUUUUUUUCUGUAACCUCUCCUUUUGCAUUCAUUUCUUUCCGUAAAGUAUAUGCUCUGAAUUUAUUUGUAUUUUCUUAGAUAACAAAAUAUGUAGCCAUUAUGUUUCACAUCUCCACUUGUGCCAAAUCAUGUAGAUCUAAAGAGAGGUCUAUAUAGAUUAUUUUUAUGAGUGUUUAUAAAAUAGAUGUUAAUAUUUUGUAGCUAUAAAUACAUACAUGAUAGUAUGAACAAA
This is a messenger RNA of Hydractinia symbiolongicarpus, 2936 nucleotides long. RefSeq names its product ras-related protein Rab-26-like. The transcript has 9 exons. Bases 96 to 770 code for a protein of 224 amino acids. NCBI's taxonomy places the organism in Eukaryota, Metazoa, Cnidaria, Hydrozoa, Anthoathecata, Hydractiniidae. Gene Ontology annotation, molecular function: GTP binding; GTPase activity. The record is from RefSeq and is a predicted model, not a curated record.